AUGGAGGCGUUUGCUUCUGCUGCAUCGGAGUCUUCAAUAAUCCCGCGGAAACGCCGGUCAACACGUCUUUUGCGAAAAUGCGAACGAUUUAUAUGCAGCACCGCAAAAUACUUCCCACUUGUGUUCGUCUAUGCGGUUUCCACAUGGGCCGUGUGGAUACAGGCCACCGUGGGAUUUUCAUAUGCUAAAAGUACUUGGAUAGGCAAUACCAGCGCGAUAGCGGGGAUCUUCUUUUACGCCUGUUUAGCUGUCUCCUAUACGGUCGCCGUUUUUACCGAUCCCGGCUCACCCGCCAAUGCUCCCAUUACCCGAUCAGGGAAAAGUAACCGACAGGAUUAUAGCCACCUGCCUACCACUGAGGUUGCGGCCUACAACGCGUUGACUGUAAAUUCUUCAGGCGGGAAGAGGUACUGCAAGAAAUCGACAUGGGUAUGGAAGGAGAUGCUGACCGAAGCGCGUUACGCGGACCAUGCUUUGCCAGUAAACGUCAUCUUGCUAGCUAUUAUCUCCGGAGUUAUUGCGUUGGUAUUAACCGGGUUCACCGCCUGGCAUAUUAGUUUGGCAAUCCGUGGCCUGACAACUAUCGAGUGCCUCGAGAAGACGAGAUAUCUAUCCCCGUUGAGGAAAACGCUCGACAACCAGCGGCGGCAGUUUGCUUCUUAUGACGGGCAUCGCGAUACCGGCUUUAGCAACACUUUGCAUAGCUAUGGGCAGCAACUAGUUGAUAUGCAUGCAAAUGCUAUACCCGGUGUUACUCGGGAGGAGGAAGGGGAGGAGCGCCCUUCUCCAACUGUCACACGUCCAUUCGACACGCACCAUUUAGCUGAUGCAUAUAAUCCCAACGAGCACGCUGAUAACUACCGAACACCUGCACAACAGUCUCUUUACCGAUCUUUUGGAGAGCUAGAACGGGAUCGGGAGCGAGAUAGGUACGAGGAAUAUUUAGAUGAACGGGAUUCGGAGAAAUUCCCAAACGCAUUCGACCUUGGUUGGCGGCGGAAUCUGACCCACCUAUUCGGCCCAAACCCACUCCUUUGGGCGCUCCCUAUUUGUAGCACCAUUGGAGACGGCUGGCAUUGGGAACCAAGCUUCAAGUGGCUGGAAGCGCGGCGUGAUAUUGAGCGUCAACGCUUGAAACGAUGGGAACAGUCGCAAGGGCAAGGGCAGCAACCAGUGCAAGUUCAUUAUCACCCACAACGACAGUCAGACCAACUCUGGCGUGAUGGAUAUCCAGUCAAUGAGGAUUCGAGCGCCGCCCGGUUCUACGAUGGCCCGGGCGAAGUGCAUCACUCUCCUGCUGGAGUUUCCAUGAGGACUCUCCCGCGGCCGUCUCGGCGUCAAAGGCCCGCUGACGAGGACAGCGAUGCGAAUGUUUCCUCAGAUCGAUAUAGCACGAGUUCUGAUGAAGAACGAGGCUUGCAAAAUCCAAAGCACAGCAGCGGGUCAAGACCCGCUGGGGAGCGGGAAGAUGGGUGGCGUGAUUGGGAUUGA
This is a messenger RNA of Uncinocarpus reesii 1704, 1491 nucleotides long. RefSeq names its product palmitoyltransferase PFA3. The transcript has 3 exons. The coding region runs from base 1 to 1491 and encodes 496 amino acids. NCBI's taxonomy places the organism in Eukaryota, Fungi, Ascomycota, Eurotiomycetes, Onygenales, Onygenaceae. The record is from RefSeq and is a predicted model, not a curated record.